CUUUUCUCCAAGCUUUGUGGCCGCUUAUCUCUCUCCGGAAGUCGGCUCUCUCUCUUCUCUUUCUAGGGCUUCGGCCAUCUCUCCAUCUUUUAGUUAUUGGGCCGGGUCUGAUUAAUGACAAUCCACUCCAUGGUAACAAUUUAUAACAAGACAAUCUAACCUCUUAGCAUUUUCCUUAAAUUUUAAAUUGUUCCAAAGUUAUAGUUAGGAUUUCUUCCCCAGGUUUAUGUUCUCUCAUAUGAAAACCGAUAUGGGUCCUACAUAAAGCAUUGAAGCCCAAUAAAAUGGGUUUUUAGGCCUAAAUUUGUUUGAAAGCCGAAAAGAUGUUGAGUGAUGUCGAGAGGAGAGAUGCAGAUCCCAUUGACCUUGGAGUUUGUUUGUUUGUUAGUGUCAACACGUGCGACCCACGUGAAAACUCUCCCUUUCCAGCUUCGUGCUUUGUCUCCUCCUGCGUCUCUCUCACUCUCUCGUUUUCUCUGCCAAAAUCUUUUGACAAUUGAUCCCUGUCUCGUCGGAAACAUACAAAUCUCGAGUAUCUCUCUGCAGCGGAGUAGAAUUUAAAAAUGUGGAAGGAGGAAUCGUUGGAUUUAGUACUAGUGCCGGCGGGUCUCGCCGUGAUGGUCGCUUACCAUGUCUGGCUCGGCUACACCAUUAUCCACCGUCCCAAGCUCACCGCUAUCUCCCUCAACGCUGAAUCUCGAAGACUAUGGGUCUUCGCUAUGAUGGACGAUCCGAUGAAAAACGGUGUAUUGGCAGUACAGACAAUCAGGAACAACAUAAUGGCAUCAACCGUUUUAGCCACAACAGCAAUCACUCUCUGUUCCAUCAUCGGCGUCUUCGUAAGCAGCAACUCCCCUUCGGAAUCCACAGCGUCGCCUAUGAUAUACGGCAACAAAAGCCCUCUCCUUGCAACCAUCAAGAACUUCUCGAUCCUCAUCUGUUUCCUCAUGGCCUUUCUCUGCAACGUCCAGUCCAUCAGGUACUACGCCCACGUUAGUUUCCUAGUCACCGUGCCCGUCUCCAGAGGGGAAAAAGAGCACUGCGAGUACGUGGCUAGGAACCUGAACCGAGCUCUCUACUUCUGGUUCCUCGGGUUGAGGGCUUUCUACUUCUCCUUCCCGCUCUUCCUGUGGAACUUUGGUCCCAUCCCCAUGUUUGUGUGCUGUUGUAUGAUGUCCUCGAUUUUGUAUUUCUUGGACACGACCACUUCUUUUACUAGGCGUCUCCACAGCCAGUCGUUUAGAGAAACUGCUGAGUCGAUGGAUGGUGAAAUCGAAUCAGUGGUUCAUGCUCUCUAGAUUCUUCUCUGAUUCUUUUGUUGUGUGUUGGUUGUUCGUUGAGGUUCUAGAGAUAUUUUGCGGAAUGUUUUUGAAAUGUGAUGGAAAAACUUGGGCUGCGAUUGUUUGUUUGCGUUUUCAUGUAACAAUGAUUAGAAGAUUAUCAUAUGAAAACGCAAACGCUUAUGUAAACGCAAAUAAACAAUCGAGAAUAAUACUUUUGUAUGUACUCUGUAGAAUGUAGUCUAUGUAAUUUCAGUGGCCCUGAUGCCUAUUGCAAAUUUGCAAUGCCUGCUAAAUGAAUCAAAGAAGUAUCACAAUGCAAGUUGGUAAAUGUACUCUCAAGUGUUGCAUAUGACAACCUAUAUUGGUCUAUACAUGCGCAACAUAAAAGCUCAAAAC
This is a messenger RNA of Brassica napus (rape), 1679 nucleotides long. RefSeq lists its product as uncharacterized. The record is from RefSeq and is a predicted model, not a curated record. Bases 564 to 1298 code for a protein of 244 amino acids. The transcript has 2 exons. NCBI's taxonomy places the organism in Eukaryota, Viridiplantae, Streptophyta, Magnoliopsida, Brassicales, Brassicaceae.